GUGUGAGAACAUGGUUCACCCUGACAUUGAUGUAAAUGCUUAAUUUUUUCUCAUUUGUCAUCUCAGAGGAUGGGAAAUGAGGUGGUGGAGAGUCAGCAGAUUGAGCAAAUCGAGAUGUCUAUUCAGGAACGCAAGCAGCUCAUCACCACACAAGAGGAUGCCUGGAAGGUCAAAGGUUACAGAGCAUCCAAUGACUCCACUCAGUUUACAGUGGCUGGACGUAUGGUUAAAAAAGGUCUGGCAGCCCCUUCUGUUCUCACAAAUCCAGUGCUGUCCCCUCUGUCCUCUAAAAACAAGAAUGCCUCCCAUACCAUCUCAAAGCCACAUGAAGCAGAGAUAGAAGUCAGACAGGACAUGAAGCUGGAGUCAGACAAGAAGCUGGAAAAGUUGGAGUCAUUCCUUGGUCGGCUCAAUA
Sinocyclocheilus rhinocerous is the source of this 415-nucleotide messenger RNA. RefSeq names its product supervillin-like. NCBI's taxonomy places the organism in Eukaryota, Metazoa, Chordata, Actinopteri, Cypriniformes, Cyprinidae. The record is from RefSeq and is a predicted model, not a curated record. The transcript has 3 exons. The annotation marks the transcript as partial.